AAUCAUCGACUCAACAUGCAUUUAAAAAAAAUAUUCACAUUCAGUUCCAGUAUUUUAUAUUUAACUCUUGUUUCUUUAUUCUUAUAUUAUUCCAAAUUGGAAAUAAUCUGUGGAUAUGAAAGUUUAUGUAUUCGAUUUUGUUCACUGGACACUGAAGAAUUUUCAGAUAAAUUUUUAUUCGAUGAGUUUAUGGAAGGUAAAAUACAUAUGUACGAUUAUGAUGAAUACGAUAUGAUGAAUAUUAUCCGAGGUCCACCUUUAUGUAAUGGUAAAAUUAAACCGUUGGAAAUUCUGAAGGAAAAGGAAAAUAAAUUUAAAGUUUAUGAUACUGGAGAGUUAAAAAGCAAUAAUGAUCAGUACGCACCGUAUUCGUUCUGUUUGGAAAGGGAUGAUAAAUCGUUUCAAAAAUUUAUACCAAUGAUUUGCACGGAUGAAGAACUAACUGUGCACAAAUCAGCUCUUAUGAUGAUGACGUUGACUUCAAUCAUUAUCUUGGUCCUAACAUUAUCAGUUUACUUAUACUAUUCUGAGUUGAGAGAUUUCAAAGGAAAGAUGAUCAUAUUCUUUCUUGUGUCAAUGAUUUUCACAUACGUAGUUAUACCUGGAUUUUUCGAUCUAGAACAACAUUAUUUCAAACUGAUCAAUCUACUCGUUGCAUUAGGAUUUUCAUCUGGAAAUUUAUGGCUUAAUUCAAUGAUUCUUAAUAUUUACUUAAGAAUAAGAGAUUUUAGAUUUUCAAAGCCAAGAGUAGACAAAUUUGCAUCAUACUGUACAUAUGUAGCCGUUUUUACAUCAUUUUCUGUAAUCUAUAGUGCUUGGCGAUGGGAGACUUCAAAUUACCGAAAAAUUCCAGGAAAUAGAGAUACACACGCUAUUAAAUUUAUCACAAUUUUCCAUACUUACUUUAUUUUCGUUGACUUAGUAAUUCUUAUCAUUACAUCAAUUAAAAUGAGAAAUGUUACAAAGGUUAUUGGAUUCACUGAGCGAGUCGAAUUCGAGAAAGAAAAGAAAAUCUUUUGGAUUUAUAUGAAGCUAUUUGGAAUCAUGUCCGUGACCUGGUCGAUUCAGAUUUUUGCAUUGGAAGAAGAAACAAAUCAUUUGAGCUGUGUAAUUGCUGAUUUGAUAAUGUUUUGCUCAGCCGUCAAUGUGUCUGGCAUUUUUGUAGGAAGGAAAAAAGUCAGAAAUUUGAUAUUUAAUAGGAAUUAA
This is a messenger RNA of Chironomus riparius, 1206 nucleotides long. The record is from the annotation of a GenBank genome assembly. Lineage: Eukaryota; Metazoa; Arthropoda; Insecta; Diptera; Chironomidae.